AUGCCGAACCCUCCAGAGAAGAGCAUCGCACGCUCCACCUUUCGAAAGAGACCAGCACCGCAGGAAUCGGAAGAGCCUGAAGAACUAGGAUCACCUGCACACCUGACCGAGGCCGAGCGAUAUCGAAGAAACCUCAUACGCCAGCGCGGCUCGCCGCUUCAAGACUACGAUCAGGCUGCUAGCGACCGAGAUGGCCUUACGACGGCGCUACACUGCCUUAGCACGACCGCAGCUACCGGAACUCGGACUCCACGACCUUCGCCAGCCCCCGAUACCCAGAAGUCCGCUAAGAUGCCCGACGCUCCAAUACUAGAUAACGGUAAAAUCGUGAAGUUCCAAGACUGGAAGAACGCGAUCAGGACCAAGCUACUACAAAACGACGAUCACUAUCCGACUAUAGCUCACAAGCUAGCUUACACAUAUAGCCGUUGUAAGGGCAAAGCGCUCCGUCACGUCAAUCCUCGCAUGCGCCCGGAGGUAACGGGUGCCUAUAAAAGCGUCGACAUCUGUAAACACUUAGAGGGUGUUUUCCACGAUCUAAACUAUACGCAGGUUGCCCGAGACCAGUACCUCGAACUCAACAUGAAUCCCCGACAGGAUUUUACAGAUUUCCUCGCCGAAUUCACUUACCUUACAGAGGAAUCCGAACAGCCAGAGCAACUCCGCAAGCGCGACCUGUACCGAAAGCUUCCUACACUACUCCAGAACUAG
Messenger RNA from Penicillium canariense, 711 nucleotides. RefSeq lists its product as uncharacterized. The record is from RefSeq and is a predicted model, not a curated record. The transcript has 2 exons. Bases 1 to 711 code for a protein of 236 amino acids. Lineage: Eukaryota; Fungi; Ascomycota; Eurotiomycetes; Eurotiales; Aspergillaceae.